GGAUGAUAUAUGAGAGUUGCUCUAGGUCAAGCAUAUGAAAAGGCAGUUAUCAAAUCACCGAAGAAUUCCUUAGCGAAAGCUUUCUAGGGUAUUUUUUUACUUGUAGGUUUUUUUUGUUGUACUCGCUAAUGGAUGAAAGAGAGGUGGUGGUGUUGUGUUACUGGAAUUGUCAUAUCAAGCAUGGCCCUGAUGGCGUCUACUAUGAAGGAUCGACUCCCAAAGAGAUGAGAGUCAAGAAAAAGACUGACUUUGGCAGAUUUCUUGACGAGCUUUAUCUAAUUACUGGAUUUGAUAAGCAAAAAUCAAAGCUUGAAAUAGUCGCUAGGUACCCUGUUGUUCAAUCACCCAAUAAGUUUCGGUAUCUACUUCACCCUGUGAUGAGCGACGCUAGUUUGGAGAAAAUGCUUGAGGUUCCAAGCAAUCACCCUUGUAUUAACACUGUCGAAUUUUACUUGGAAGCUAAACCAACUUCUAAUGAUCCUCCUCCUCCUGCUCCAAUGGGAAUUAAUCCCCAGAAAAGACAGAAGAGCACACAACAACAAGAGGUGGGGGAUACAAAUUCAGGUUCAGGAUCAACACCGCGUCUUGUGUCUGGUUUGUGGCUUGACGAUGAUACAAUGCGUGUGGGAUUGUUUUUUAAAGAUAUAGAGGAACUGAAGAAGGCAGUGGACUGGUGGUCUAUUAAAAGGCAGAAAAAAUAUUUAGUAAGAGAGACGGACAAGGACAUGUAUGUGUUUGAAUGUGGAAGAUGGCAAUGCAAGUGGUCAAUUUGUGCAGCUAGGAGAGAAGAAGACGGUCUUUUUGAGAUAACCAAGUGUAGUGGUUCACAUACUUGUCACCCUGAAUCUCCUUCACUAAAUGAUUUUGAUGCCGAGCGUGUAGCAUUUGAGAUUGAACGUGUGGUCAGGGUACAGCCCAUGCUCUCAACUGCGGAGUUGGAUAAGUGGUGGAAAGAAAAAUUUGGCUAUGCCCUUGAUGCAUUUGAGGAGGUGGAUAAUGAUGCACAUGGAGUUUUGGAGAAUGCGAAAGUGAAAGCUAUCAAAAAAGUCUUUGGAGAUUGGGAUCAGAGUUUCAGAUUCAUACCCAAGUUAAUGUCUGUGCUUCACUCUUCUAAUGGCCUUCUCGUGGACUGGCAAUAUGAUUCUUUGCCUAAUCCUGAACACGCCUACUUUCGGGGUGUGUUUUGGGCAUUUUCUCAGUCUAUCCAAGGGUUUCAACAUUGUAGACCUCUGAUAGUUGUCGACACCAAAAACUUGGGAGGUAAAUACAAAAUGAAGUUGAUGAUUGCCUCGGCAUUUGAUGCAGUCAAUGAAUAUUUUCCGCUUGCCUUUGCGGUUACUAAAGAAGUAUCCGUCGAUAUUUGGCGCUGGUUUCUCACUAGAAUCAGAGAGAAGGUAACACAGAGGCAAGGCAUUUGCCUCAUCUCCAGUCCCGACCCUGACAUACUCGCUGUUAUUAACGAACCAGGGUCUCAGUGGAAAGAACCCUGGGCUUAUCACAGGUUCUGCCUCGAUCAUCUGUGCUCCAAAUUCGGUAGCGUUUCUCCAGGCUUCGACCACAACAUGGAGUAUCUUGUGGAGAAGGCUGGUCCGUCAAGUCAGAAGGAAGAAUUUGAUUCUUACAUGAAGGAGAUUAAAGAGAAGAAUCCAGAAGGUUGGAAAUGGUUAGACCAAUUUCCUCCACAUCAGUGGGCUCUGGCUCAUGAUGAUGGUCGGAGAUACGGAAUCAUGAAGAUACGUACCAAAGCUCUCUUUGCUCAUUAUAAAAGAUUUCCCAAAGUUGCAAUGGCAGGGGGUGUGAUGCUUAUGUUUGGUGAGCUGAGAGACGCUUUUAAUGAAUCUUUUAGCCGUAGCCGUGGUUCUCUUAAUCGCGGCAAUGUGUACACAGAACAUGUCAUGGAGAAGCUUGAAGAGUUCACUAAAGAUUCCGUUACUUGCGUUGUAACACCGUUGGAAAAAGAUGCAUUUGAGGUCUCAACGACCUCGAAAAAGAAGAAACGAUAUAUGGGUGUGGUGGAUGUCUCAACCCGCGGGAUUGUUCAGUUGAAUGAGUCAACUUGCACUUGUGGAAAGUUUCAAAGGAACAAGCUCCUAUGUCUGCACGCUCUAGCAGUCUGCGAUAAGCUGAAAAUAAACCCGUUGCAGUAUGUAGAUGACUGUUACACUCUUGAACGGUAUCACAAAACGUAUGCAGCUACAUUUUCUCCUGUUCCGGAGUUAUCAGCUUGGCCGGAAGCUUGUGGAGUUCCAACAUUGCUUCCUCCGGUCAUUGAGCUGCCUCCACCUAAAGUAUCAGGAAAAGGGAAAGAGAUCGAGGAUGAUCAUCUGAAUCUGGAAGAAGACGAAGAAGAAGAAAAUGGUGAUGAUGAUGAUAAUGACGAGGAAGAUGAUGAUGAUGAGGACGAGGAAGAUGAUGAUGUUGAUGAUGACGAGGAAGAUGAGUGGUAAUGUUGCUUGUUGCAUAAUGAGAUAUUAAGAUACGAUCAGUAGGAUUCAUUCAUGCCCACUUUUAAACAGCCUUUUGAAGUUUUGGUUUGCUUCCUUCUAGUUGGAAAGAUUUUGGGUCGAACCAGACUUGGGAUUAAACCAGAGAAUCUUUUUCAA
This is a messenger RNA of Arabidopsis lyrata subsp. lyrata, 2603 nucleotides long. RefSeq lists its product as uncharacterized. NCBI's taxonomy places the organism in Eukaryota, Viridiplantae, Streptophyta, Magnoliopsida, Brassicales, Brassicaceae. The record is from RefSeq and is a predicted model, not a curated record. The transcript is spliced from 3 exons. The coding region runs from base 129 to 2447 and encodes 772 amino acids. Gene Ontology annotation, molecular function: zinc ion binding.